Penicillium brasilianum is the source of this 2127-nucleotide messenger RNA. NCBI's taxonomy places the organism in Eukaryota, Fungi, Ascomycota, Eurotiomycetes, Eurotiales, Aspergillaceae. The record is from the annotation of a GenBank genome assembly.
AUGGUUGGGCUCGGAAAGAGGUCGGAAUGUACCGAGCACUGGGGGCGCCACUGCUCAAUCCUCACAGAUCCCCCCGCCUUUGGUCUCGAAACGACCACGACUAAACAUAUCACCAUGAUUCAUCCGCUCGCCAUCCUCUCCGAGGCCGAAACGAACCUCGCUCGGGACGUCGUCAAGGCGGCGCACCCGGACACGGUAAUUGAUUUCCGUGAGAUCUUUCUGCAGGAACCGCCCAAGGCCCAGCUCCUGGAGUUCCUCGCACUCGAACAUGCCGGUCGCUUGAGCCCAACCACACCUCGGCCACCUCGUCUGGCCCUGUGUCAGUACGAUGUGAUCGGAGCAGACCGCAUUCCCCAGUUCCAUGAAUCCGUGGUCGACGUGGUUUCCCGAUCACGCGUGAAGCACACCGUGGUGGGCAAAGAACACCAUGCCAGCUUGACAUUGAGCGAAUUCGACGUGCUAGUGGAGAGCUGCAUGAAGUCACCCUUGUUCCAGGCAGCCCUGGCCGAGUUCAAGCUGCCCGAGGGAUUCGAAGUCGUGAUCGAGCCCUGGCCCUAUGGCGGGUUAGAUCUGACCGAGGAGAACCGUCGGUACUUCCAGGCGCUCUGCUUCGCGCGGGAUACGCGAUCGGGCAACCCCGAUUCCAACUUUUAUUCCUACCCUUUACCCGUGAUCCCCGUCAUGGAUGCACACACGUCAGAAGUCAUCCGAGUGGACAGACCGGCCACGGGUGGUAAGGGUGAUGGCUUGACCGAACAAACCUUCAAGACGGAUAUCAUUGGUCAUUGCAAGCCCUCGGAGUACAUUCCCGAGCUGCUGCCGGAGGGGACUCGCAAAGACUUGAAGCCUUUGAACGUUGUGCAACCCGAGGGCCCAUCAUUCCGGGUGACGAACGAGUCGUUGGUGGAAUGGCAAAAAUGGCGCUUCCGUGUUGCGUUCAAUCCCCGUGAAGGUGCAACGAUCCAUGAUGUUUGGUAUGACGGACGCAGUGUGAUGCAUCGUUUGGCGAUCAGUGAAAUGACCGUUCCAUAUGCCGACCCUCGGCCGCCAUUUCAUCGCAAGCAAGCCUUUGACUUUGGUGACGGUGGUGGUGGAAACAUGGCCAACAAUCUUUCCUUAGGCUGUGACUGUCUCGGCGUGAUCAAGUACUUUGAUGCGGUGAUCACAGGAGCCGACGGUACGGCACAAACAUUGCCCAAUGCCAUCUGCCUCCAUGAGCAAGACAACGGCAUUGGUUGGAAGCACUCUAACUGGCGUACCGGCCGCGCCGUGGUCACUCGUCACCGAGAGCUCGUGGUGCAGUUCAUUAUUACCCUAGCCAACUAUGAGUAUAUUUUUGCCUACAAGUUCGAUCAAUCCGGCGGCAUCACCGUGGAAGCAAGAGCCACCGGUAUUCUGAACGUCGUCAACAUUGAUGCGGGCAAAGUCAGCGACUAUGGUAACGUCGUGAGCGGCGGUGUUCUUGCGCAAAAUCAUCAGCACAUCUUUAAUGUGCGCAUCGAUCCGGCCGUGGAUGGGCCGAACAAUUCCGUCGUGGUUGAGGAGUCUCACCCCGUCCCUAUGAAUGCCGUCACCAACCCGCACGGCAACUUCUACCAAGUCACGAAGCAGACCGUUGAGCGAGCCACGUAUCUUGAUGCCGCACCCGAGCAUAAUCGCACCAUCAAGAUCAUCAACCCGCACAAGACCAAUCGCAUCAGCGGCAACCCGGUCGGCUACAAAUUCACGCCCUUGGCGACGCAGCUCCUGCUCGCGGAUCCCGAGUCCGUUCAAGCCCGCCGCGCUCAAUUUGCUCAACAUCACGUCUGGGUCACCAAGCAUCGGGAUGGGGAGCUCUAUGCCGGUGGGCGCUACACCCUGCAAAGUCAGUUUGAGGUGGAGGGUGUCGCCGAUGCCGUUCGUCGAGGCGACGCGGUGACGGACACGGACGUGGUGGUGUGGAAUUCCUUUGGCAUCACACAUAACCCACGGGUGGAAGAUUGGCCCGUCAUGCCAGUGGAGAUUUUCCAGCUGAUGAUUCGGCCCGCGGACUUCUUCGAGGCCAACCCUUCGAUCGACGUGCCGUCAAGUAAGAACGGCUCUUCCCGGCUGGCGGAUUCGGAAUGUUGCCGUAAGGCGCAUAUUUAG